AUGGCGACUUGCCAGAAGAUCCAAGUCCGAUCAAAGAAAGAUGAAUCUCUUCUGCUGGAUUGCUCAUGGUCUAUUCUUAAAAGGCCACCCACUGGAAAUUCCUGGCAAUCCAUGGAUAUUGUCUUCCAACGCUUGUUUUCAUCCAAUGUCAAUAUACCUUUAAGCAGCACUGAGGACAUCUAUCUGCUAUAUCUUGAUAAUGAAAAUUCCCCCCAAGAAAUUUUAUCAAAAUCUCUUGGUUCAACAAAAACAUUGCAAUUCAUCUUGCAAUGCCUUCACUCCACAAAUACGUCUAGUUACGGGCGUUUAGUGAAACUUAUUGUCCCUCUACAGAAGGGAUAUAUUGUGCGCUCAGACAUUAUUCCUCUGCGCCUUCGCGAUUGUCAAUAUGUUGAGGCUGCAGUGUCCUUUGCAGAACCACUUCAGAUAUACGAAAGCACCAUUCUAGGUGACAAAAAGGCAAACAGCCUUCUAGAGCUCUUCGCCACCUCGGCGGCUGGCCUCAUACUCUAUCCCAGUCCUGAGCAUAAUUCAGACGUCGGUACUAAGGCACUCUCUCUGAUAGUUGAGUCGGAGCUAGAGAACCGGCUGUCAUUUCCAUGGAUACUCCCUGGAACAGAACGGCACAAAACCCUUGUGCUUGUUGAUGCAAAUACUGACCAUCCUGACCGAGGUGGUACUGGAUCAGGCUUUUACCUUGCAGCCAUAGAGACCGGUGUCAACAUAGUCGUGAUGGAUAACCCAGGACACUGGCUCGAAGGAUCCGAUUAUGCACACUGGCGCGAGGCCUUUAUCCCAACCCGAUUAACUAAUCCGGUGGAGGAGCAGUUGGCUGACCACAUUACCAAAUCGUUGAAGGCAUAUGGCAAGCCGGUGGAUGGUAUUGUUACAUUCGCUGACACGUACUGGCCCUACAUUGCGAAGGUCGCCCAGCAGUUUGGUUUACCAACUUGUCCACCAGAGGGGCUCAGGACAGCCACAAACAAGUAUCUGACGAGUAAAUUCGUCGGCCACAAUGCUCAUCAUGCAUGUAGCAUGGAUGAAGCUCUUACUAUUGAUAGAGAAAAUGAACUUCCAUACCCGCUGAUCGUGAAGCCUUGUGAUGGAUGGAGCUCAGAGGGAGUGUCUCGUGUUGAUUCCCCAGAAGCUCUCACCCAGGCUAUCAGAUCUAUUGAUACAUCCCGCCACGGAACCGAAUUUGUCAUGGAACAAUACUGCGAUGGCCCAGAAUUUGACGCUAAUUUUGUCUUGCUAGACGGAGAGGUUCUUUUCUCUGAAAUCUGUGACGACCUGCCAAAGUCAGCCGAUAUCAAUGGCUCUGGCGAACGCUUAAUCACCAACUUCCACGAGUUAAACAGUGUAUAUCCAUCGGCGUUACCGUCUCAGGAGAUAGAUGAGAUCCGUAGCAGUUUCCUCAAUACGCUACGCAAGCUAGGUCUCAAUAAUGGCAUUAUGCACCUAGAGGGUCGCAUCGAGCACUCAUCGGUUGAGUAUACGUCACAGGAUGGAGUUCUCAAACUAACCCCUGUGGCUAAUAAAUCUAUCACUCAACCGCCUAAACCAUGGCUUAUAGAGAUCAAUCCACGUCCUCCUGGUAUGACUGCCUCCCAGAUUACCGAAUCUACUUACGGGAUUGAAUACUGGGGUCUCGCCGUUCUAAGCGCUGUGCGUGACAAGGCUCGUGUUCGUGCUCUAUCUCAGCCAUUCAAAUAUGGGGCCCAGUAUACCUGCGUUAUGGCCUUUAUCCCGGCCGAUUUUCCAUCUACUUGUGAGGGUAUCUUCGACUCAGACGAUAUUUGUGCCGAUUUAAUGUCUCGGAGACCAGACCUCGCCAAAAAUAUUAGUCGAUGUGCAUGCUUUAUCAAGCGAGGCCAGAAGGUCCCACAUCCUAAUUCUGGUCAGAAUACUUUUAUGGCAUAUUUCAACGUUUUUUCAAGGGCGGGAAGGGAGGAGGCGCUCAAUUUGGCAAGGCAAAUCAGACAAGAGGUCCGUUACUCGUUUGUUUGA
Molecule: messenger RNA, 2007 nt
Organism: Microsporum canis CBS 113480
Lineage: Eukaryota; Fungi; Ascomycota; Eurotiomycetes; Onygenales; Arthrodermataceae
Exons: 2
Coding region: 1-2007 (668 amino acids)
Molecular function (GO): ATP binding; metal ion binding
Source: RefSeq, a predicted model, not a curated record